CUCUCUCUGUCUCCCUCUUCCUCUCUCUCUUUCUCUCUCUGUCUCCCUCUUCCUCUCUCUCUUUCUCUCUCUGUCUGCCUGUCUCUCUCUCUGUCUCUCUCUCUGUCUCCCUCUUCCUCUCUCUGUCUCCCUGUCUCUCUCUCUGUCUGCCUUUCUGACUCUCUCUCUCUCUCUCUGUCUCCCUCUUCCUCUCUCUGUCUCCCUCUUCCUCUCUCUCUUUCUCUCUCUGUCUGCCUUUCUGACUCUCUCUCUCUCUCUCUGUCUCCCUCUUCCUCUCUCUCUUUAUCUCUCUGUCUGCCUUUCUCUCUCUCUCUCUCCCCCCCCCUCUCUCUGUCCCUCUCUCUCUGUCUCCCUCUUCAUUUCUCUCCCUCACUCUCUUUCUCUCUCUCUCUGUCUGUCUCUCUGACUCUCUCUCUCUCUCUCUCUCUCUCUCUCUCUCUGUCUCUCUUUCUGUCUUUCUGUCUGUCUGUCUGUCUGUCUGUCUGUCUGUCUGUCUGUCUGUCUGUCUGUCUGUCUGUCUCGCUGACAAUUUCUCUUCUUUAAAUUAACCUUAACCAACCUGCUUACCUUAUACAUAACCCAAAUCUCAGAUGAAGACCCAAAAAGCACAUUUUUGUAGCCAUAUUUUGACUUUGUGGCUGUGGAAUCUGAUUUUGUGGCUGUGUUAUUUAGUGGAACUCCUUCUUCUUCACUGAAGACAGCGACGUGAGCAGCUAAGGCCGCGUUAUGACUCCGUGACGCCCCCUGGUGUUCAGUAAAGAGAAACACCGUCAGCUGCAGAACAGGAUGACGUUUCAAACAUCAGGAAACGCCCACUUUAGUUUAUUGCACGUGUCAAUAAUGUUUGGUGUCAAGUGACCCCUUGCGAGGCGCGCGGAAGUCAAUUAACGGGAAUCGUUCUCCGGUGAGCAGAGUUUAGACUUUCAAGUAUCGCAGCUGAAGUUUGACGCAGAAUACAAGUCCCUUGUCUGUUUGAGGCCUGUGUGGUGAGAUGGAGUGGCGAGAACAGACCAGUGUGACCUGUGAAGACGCCUUCCCUGAGGCUCAACGGUGGAUGGAGGAAGUGACAAAUAAAUCAUUCGGGAGCAACAACUUCCGCUCUGCUCUGGAGAAUGGAGUCCUGCUCUGCCAUCUCAUCAACCGGUUGAAACCAGGCCUCAUUAAGAGAGUGAACACCCUGUCUACUCCAAUGGCUGGACUGGACAAUGUGAAUGUGUUUCUGAGAGCGUGUGGUACACUCGGUCUACACGAGGCUCAGCUGUUUCAUCCUGGAGACCUGCAAGACCUGUCCACACGCGCUACACUCAGGUGUGCAGAGAGCAAAAGGAGGCUGAGAAACGUUCUAAUCACCAUCUACUGGCUGGGUCGGAAGGCCCAGGCGGAUCCCUUCUACUCUGGCCCUCAGCUCAACCUCAAAGCAUUCGAGGGACUCCUGGGCAUCGCUCUGUCCAAGGCUCUAGAAGAAACCCCCAGAGGCAGUGUAACAGACAGGGACGACAGUGAUGUGAUCUACCCAGAGAGGGAUGAUGAGCUGCUGCCUCUAACCCGGUCCCAGACACCCGGCUACAGCAGAGAGGACUCCGUAGAGAGCCUUAACUCGGCCCUGAGCUUUGACUCGGCGGAGUCCCGUACCCUCAGCUGUAUCUCUGACUCCAUCCUGAGGGCCGGAAGCGAAGACUCCAGCAGUGACUUGGAGGCAGAGAACUCAUUUAGGAUGAAGGCGGCGGAGGGCAGAGAAUCGGGACUGAGGACCUGGGGCAACGCACCCUUCCAGAGGAAGAAGUGUGAGGAAAAGCGAAUUAAGGGCUGCCUCCCGAGCCCCCUCACCAGAAACUUGGAGGUAAAUCCAGGAUGGAUAUGGAGCAAAUCGUUGAAUGACAUCAGGCGGUUCCCGUCGCCUACGCAAGUGGUGCGCCAGGUUUCUGAGGGUGGCAUGGAGCUGAGCCCCAGCGCCGUGAGCCAAGACCAGCUGCAGAUGGUCAGAGCCCGGGUCCACGAUAGUGAGGCCAAGUGGCACAACGACCUGACCAAGUGGAAGCUCCGGCGACACAGGUCUAACUGUGACCUCCGGAGGAAGAUGCAGGAGAGGGACAACAUCGUCCUCAUGGCCAACGCCGGGGUCGGGACAUUCAAGAGUCUGCAAGAGGACAGGGAAGAGGAUGAGGAGGCCCUAUGCAGCAAUGUCCACAAGGUCUCUCCGUCCACUUCGUUCAAGGAGGGUUCCCUGGAGCUCCGACCCCACACCAAAGCCCCCACCUCGUUCAAGGAGGGUUCCCUGGAGCUCCGACCCCACACCAGAGCCCCCACCUCGGUCAAGGAGGGUUCCCUGGAGCUCCGACCCCACACCAAAGCCCCCACCUCGUUCAAGGAGGGUUCCCUGGAGCUCCGACCCCACACCAAAGCCCCCACCUCGUUCAAGGAGGGUUCCCUGGAGCUCCGACCCCACACCAAAGCCCCCACCUCGUUCAAGGAGGGUUCCCUGGAGCUCCGACCCCACACCAGAGCUCCGCUGGCCCUCAGCGCCUCCGUAGAGUCACCCUACAGCCCCGGAGCGUCGGAACCCUUCACCGCCCCCAGCGUGCCCCUCCAGGGACCCGGAGCCGUGCCCCAAUCAGAGCCCCUCGUCCUAGGGGGGAGGAGUCACACACCGGUGGAGCCAGACGGAGCUGGAGGAUCAGCCACUUUCCCCAACUCUGCCUCCCCCGUCUCCUCCCAGGCCCAGACCGUCUCCUCCCAGGCCCAGACCGUCUCCUCCCAGGCCCAGACCGUCUCCUCCCAGGCCCAGACCGUCUCCUCCCAGGCCCAGACCGUCUCUAGCCCAGCGCUCUUCAUCUCCACUGGACGAGACCACAACGUCUCCUUGCUCUCAAACGGGAUCCCGACGACCCUCCCUGGAUCUAGCUCCAGUCUUACUACUGGUACCAGUUCUUGUCCAACGACCUCUGACCCGAUGAACGGUACCGGCUCUAACCGAACCAGCGGUACUGGCAGCCCCUCUGUCUCCAUGGAGAUCCCAGACCACGCCCUCCUCUCUACUGUAGAGUCCCUGACCUCGGUGGGAGCCCCGGGUCAUGUCUCAGCUCCCCAGCAGCAGGAGCUUCCCCUCUACAGGUACAGCUCCAGGGCUCCGGGAGGAAGAGGAAGGGUCUCUGCCUCUCUCCCCAGGGGAUACCGUCGGUCUGAGGGCUCUUCGUCCUGCCUCUCUGCCGGCUUCACCCCCCGGCCGUUUGGAGCCAAGUCCUCCAGAGUGUCCUCACUACCCAGGCUCUACAAUUUGGAGAACUCUCUGCUGAAUGAAAAUGGAAACGGUUCCCUGCUCCCCACCAAGACUGCUCCCGCCCGCCCCCAGAAAAUGGUCACGAUCUCGGAGGUUGCUGUCAGGGCUCAGCCCUGGGCUACAGCCAAUCAGAGCAGUGUGAACCAGGAAGUAGAGGAGGGUGGGAGUCACACCCAGCCCUCCAUCCUGAAGACCAGAGGGGUUCCUGGACCUGCCACCCACCCCAAACCCAGCCAGCAGGGACCCUUACCCCCUUCUCUCCUGCCCAGCCUCCCUGUCUCAGUCAGACAGAAUGGCUCUGCCCAGGUACGUCACAGUGACCGGGUGAGUCUCACCUUGAAGAUUAAAAGCCAACCUCACUUUGGUUUCAACACUCACUGGGACUCGACAGGAGCAAGAGUCGGAGGCAUCCAACCAGGUAGUCCUGCAGAGUUGUGCCAGCUCCGUGCAGGUGAUGAGAUAGUGUCUGUUGGUGGGCACAGGGUGGCAGAGAUGAGCCACAGCCAGUGGAAGGGCAUGAUGACCUCUGCCUUGCAGAAAGGCAGUCUCACCAUGGAUGUACAGCGCUAUGGUCCAACUGAUACCAGCGGAGACGCAACGAUGGUGAAACUGGCCCAGAUCAACGGACAAGAGGUGCUGACCUCUAAGAGCAGGAAGGGAGGUUUUCAGGACAGUCCUCUGACUGUCAGAAGUCGAGAACAUGAUCUGCUUGUUUUGAAAACCCAGAAAAGGAGAGCAGAGUUCUUUAAUCAGGAAGGAGGAUCGGCGUCGGCGAUAUCUGAUCUCCAGGUGCCGUCCCUCAGCACCUCCCCCUCCAGUUGGUCCUGGGACCCUGAGGAAGAGAGGAGGAGGCAGGAGAAGUGGCAGGAGGAGCAGGAGCGCCUCCUACAGGAGAAGUACCGUCAGGACCAGGAGAGGCUGGAUGCUGAGUGGCAGCAGGCCCAGGAGGAGGCAGGGGUGGAGGGAUACAGGCAGGCUGAGGUGACCCCUGAUCCUCUACCACCCAGAUGCAUCGUGGGAUAUGUAGUCCCUUGUGUCAAAUCAUCCACACCGAACAUGGAGAGCUCAGGAGAGAUGACCAAUGGGAUCGCUGGCCUUGCCAGUCCUCAGCCAGCCUUGAGCCAGCCCAUGCCCCCUGUUGCCCAUGUGGCAUCCAAUCAAAAGAAGGAAGUUGUUUUUGACGGGGAAAGAAGGGAGGAGCCUCUCCCUCAAGAAGGGAGGAACCUGGAAGAGGAGACUGAAGUGGCAGAAGGAGAUAAUUGGUCUGGGGACUCCUAUGGUUUCACCCAGCUAUCUAUAGCUGACAGGAUGAAAUCCAAGUCCUCCCCAUCGUUGGCGGGUUUCCACAGACAGGAGGUGAAAGGCGCUGCUAGGGAGGUGGCGAGGAGGAAGCCUCCUCAGAGCAUGUCGUUAGUGGAGGCUGAGAGACAACAGAUCCUGGAGGAGAUGAGGAAGAGGACCGCUCUGCUGACCGACAGCAGCUGGAUACGACAACGCUCCACCUCGGACAACAAACAGCCAACUAACCGGCGAGGGCCAAUGAGGAGGUACGACUCUCUGGACAACCUUCCCUCUUCCACCACCCUGCUCUCUAACCCCCAACGCCCCCACUCCUCCCUGGGUUUCUCCGCCCCGUACCGCCCCCCCUCCUCCCGGCACAGCGUGGGUGUGGCCCUGGGGGGUUACACCAUCGGGACCCAGAAACACAGCCCUACCUGGCCCCGCCCCUUCAGCACAUCUUCCCCCCCGCCCAACACCGGAGAGGAACCCGCAACCGGCGAAUCACGACCCGUCUCACAGCAGCACCACCGAGUGCUGACUUCUCGUCAGGUGUGUUCAGUGUGUGUGUGUCCUAUGGGCAGAGGGGCUGCCAUGGUCAUUGAGACCCUGAACCUCUGCUUCCACCUGGCCUGUUUUCAGUGUGUGGACUGCAGGUGCCGACUUGGAGGGUCAGAGGUCAGAGCCCAGAUCAGAAUCCGUAACGGGAAGCCUUACUGUGACCCCUGCUACAUCAGACUCAAGUCACACCUUGCCACCUCCCUGUGACCAGAAUGCAUUGCAGCAGAUUGAGGAAGAGACGACGACGACGACAACGUCAACCGUAAACACGACGGUGGAGAUCUCGACGAUGACCUCGUGUUGACCAC
Oncorhynchus masou masou (cherry salmon) is the source of this 5424-nucleotide messenger RNA. RefSeq names its product LIM domain only protein 7-like. The transcript has 29 exons. Lineage: Eukaryota; Metazoa; Chordata; Actinopteri; Salmoniformes; Salmonidae. Gene Ontology annotation, biological process: regulation of cell adhesion; regulation of signaling. Gene Ontology annotation, molecular function: protein binding. Bases 992 to 5323 code for a protein of 1443 amino acids. The record is from RefSeq and is a predicted model, not a curated record.